AUGUUGCCAACGACGCUGAAAAGCUGCAUGGACGAGCUCUCUCGGUACAUGGACGUCUUCACGUCUGCAGCGGGCAAACCGCAACACCUCACGAUUGUUGGUGAUUGUGUCUACUGGACGCAGGGCAAGCAGCAGAUGCUGUACUCGGCGCCGGUCGGCUUGGAAGUCGCCGAGGCCUUCCGUGUCAUUGCCGCAGACGAGCAGGAAGCCGGGGACGAGAAGCAGCUCACCAAGGAGGAGGAGAUGCUGCGCGAGCGGACGCGCAGCCAGACGACCGGCAUCAAAAAGUUUCACGUUCGCUGCAGCGACGGCGCCAUCUUCUACACGAGCGGCGUCGAAGUGUAUGUCUACUACCAGAAUGGGCCGCGUGCCGGCAAGACACCUCUGAAGCUGUUCGACUACAUGUCUGAGAAGGACAAGGCUCACUUCAAGGCGAUGGGCAGCAAGCCAAACCUCUUUGUGCAGGCCAUCAAAUCCUUUGAUGAGUCGCACCCGAGCACCCACACCGUCAUGACGUUUGCCAAUAACAACAAUGUGUACAAGGCAACCCUGACGGAGAACCCCGAAAGCGAGGAGAUACCGCUGGCCGUCACCGUUGAGCAGAUCACGCACAUCGGGGACGACUUGCACCAGUGCGGCGUGGCCGAUUACAUCAUCCAGGAAGAGUUCUCGCGGUACACUGGGCACUACGCGACGGACCGGUACAUUGUCUUCUCCUACAUCGACUCCUCCAACAUGCGCUCUGUGGCCCUGCUCAGCAGUGUGGGGUCUCCUGAGGUGCCGGCGGCGGAGCCGAUGUGCCCGACCUACGCGACAGAGGUGGAGGAGAUGCCGUACUCCCGUGUCGGUGACCCGAACGCGCGCACGACACUUGUCGUGUACGACACCGCCACGAAGCAGCUGCGUCUGCUCCCCGACGUCGCCAUUCGAAGGGUGGCACCGUGGGCAGAGUACAUUCUUCGCUUCGGCUUCAAAGAUGCAGAAACCCUCUAUCUUUCGGUCGUGAGUCGCGCACAGGAGGACUACGCGGUGAUGUGCUGCCCCAUCGCGGCGCUACCCACCAUCGCCAAAGAGGAAGAGCUGCGGUCCCUCUACACUGAAAAGGACGGCCAAGUCGCUGCGAACAUUAUUGGCGAUGCCGCCGCGCCGGAGUUGCACGUGGAGUGGAAGCAACACAUUGACUUUGCGUGGGUGGAGUGCCCGCCCGGGGUGCCGGUGCACUACGGCAAGGUGUACGACGUGCUUUGCUGCCACGCAGCAGAGACGGAGACGGCGCAUUACCACCUCUACGCCCGUCCCGCCGGCGACCGCAAUCCAGAGGCAUGGAAGCCGCUGACGGCGGGAGCGUGGAACGUGUGUGCAGGCACGCAGCAUGUGUGUGAGGACCGCGUGUACUUCCUGGCGAACGCCGAAGGGCGCCUGAAGCGCAUUCUGUACUCCGUGCCGCUGUCGCUGGAGAGUGCGCCGCGCACGGCCGACGCACUGACGCGCCUCACUCCGCUGGACGAACACGUCUACAGCUACUGUGUCAAGGGUGACCAUCUCUACUACGUCUCCAGCACCGCCGCUGCACCGGCGAGGCUCUAUGUGAGCUGCGUAUCAGCACCGCAGAAGAGAGCGGAGGUCACCGUUCCGUCAUUGAUCGCUACAACGCCAGGAGCCGACCCAGCCACAAAAACAGAUCCAGCCCACUACUUUGGAGGUCUGCCGGUUGUGACUCCGAAGAUUGUGACCGUGACGAGUCGUCGCAGGGUACCACUGAGCGUAGCGGUGUUCGUCUCGCCAAGCGCGCCAAAGGAUGCACCAGGGCCACUAGUCCUGUUCAUCUACGGCGGACCACAUGUGCAGCUUGUGUUUGAGAACGACUACGAGACCCGCUGCAAGGCCCCGGUGCAGGUAUUGCUGCAGCACGGCAUCUCUGUUGCCUUAGUGGACAACCAAAUGAGCAACGCCAACGGGCUGCGUGACUUGAGCAUCUGCAAGAAGAACUUUGGCAACUUCGAGACAGACGACUACGUCGAUGUGACGCAGUACCUCUGCAACACGCCGGCGUCCGAGAUCGGUUUCCCCGCCAGCCUCCGUUUUGACGCAAAGCGUGUGGCGAUCUGUGGCUGGUCCUACGGUGGCUAUGCAACCCUCCUCGCCAUGUGCCAGGCGGCGGAUGUCUUUCGGAUCGGCUUCGCCGGUGCGCCCGUUGGCGACUGGAAACUGUACGACACAGGCUACACAGAGCGCUACAUGGGGACCCUUUACGAGGCGGACCGCAACGCUGAAAGCGGUGCAUCACGAAACAGGAACGAGACCUACAUGACGUCCACCAUUAGCCACUACGCCGGCGGCUUUCCCGAGGAGUGCAACCGCCUCUACAUCGCACACGGCCUCCUCGACGAGAACGUGCACUUUGGCCACAGCUGCCACGUUGUGAAGGCAUUGAUCGACAACGCCAAGCCGUAUAGCAUGCUGCUGUACCCAGGAGAGCGCCACGGCCUGCGCCAGAACCGCCAAUCACGCCUGCACCACGACGCACUUCUUGUCAAGACCCUAGAAGAGCAGCUCUAG
Leishmania mexicana MHOM/GT/2001/U1103 is the source of this 2559-nucleotide messenger RNA. Its product is annotated as dipeptidyl-peptidase 8-like serine peptidase,putative. Bases 1 to 2559 code for a protein of 852 amino acids. NCBI's taxonomy places the organism in Eukaryota, Euglenozoa, Kinetoplastea, Trypanosomatida, Trypanosomatidae. Gene Ontology annotation, biological process: proteolysis. Gene Ontology annotation, molecular function: serine-type peptidase activity; dipeptidyl-peptidase activity. The record is from RefSeq and is a predicted model, not a curated record. The transcript has a single exon.